Molecule: messenger RNA, 2680 nt
Organism: Synchiropus splendidus (mandarinfish)
Lineage: Eukaryota; Metazoa; Chordata; Actinopteri; Syngnathiformes; Callionymidae
Gene: kcnh8
Product: potassium voltage-gated channel, subfamily H (eag-related), member 8
Exons: 15
Coding region: 165-2510 (781 amino acids)
Biological process (GO): regulation of membrane potential; potassium ion transmembrane transport
Cellular component (GO): membrane
Molecular function (GO): voltage-gated potassium channel activity
Source: RefSeq, a predicted model, not a curated record
GUUCCCGGUCAGGCUGCUCGGAACGUACGUCACUCGCUGCUGGUGUCAGUCAAUGACGAUACAGCAACUUCAUCUUGGCCAACGCUCAGGUAUCCAAAGGCUUCCCUAUCGUCUAUUGCUCUGAUGGAUUCUGCGAGCUCACCGGCUUCUCCAGGGCGGAGGUCAUGCAAAAGAGCUGCGCCUGUAAGUUCCUCUGUGGACCCGAGACCAGCGAAAGCAUCGUCCUCAGCAUCGACGAGGCCUUGGAGGAGCGCAAGGAGUUUAAGGACGAGAUCAUGUUCUACAAAAAGACAGUGGCUCUGUUUUGGUGCCUGCUGGACAUCGUACCAAUCAAGAAUGAGAAGGGCGACGUGGUGCUUUUCCUGGCCUCAUUUAAGGACAUUACCGACACGAAAGCCAAAGCCAUCCAAGAGGACAAGAAGGAAGAGCGACGGCGUGGCAGGGUGAAGACGGGCGGCCCCUUUAGCUCAGCUCACAAGGGGCGCAGCACAGUGCUCUACCACAUCUCUGGACACCUCCACAGCCGAGAGAAGAGCAAGAUCAAGCUCAACAAGAACGUGUUUGGUGACCCGCCAGCUCUGCCGGAGUACAAGGUAGCGGCAGCCAAGAAGUCCAAAUUCAUCCUGCUCCACUACAGCACCUUCAAGGCUGGCUGGGAUUGGCUCAUUUUGUUAGCCACCUUCUACGUUGCCGUGACUGUGCCGUACAACGUGUGCUUCAUCGGCGAUGAUGAUGAUCUCACCCGCAGCACCACCGUCAGUGACAUCGCCGUGGAGAUUCUCUUCAUUAUCGACAUUGUUUUCAAUUUCCGCACCAGCUACGUCAGCAAGUCCGGGCAGGUCAUUUUUGACGCUCGGCAAAUCUGCUUUCACUAUCUGACCACGUGGUUCAUCAUCGACCUGGUCGCUGCAUUGCCCUUUGACCUUCUGUAUGCCUUCAAAGUCAGCGUGGUGUCUGUAGUCCACUUGCUGAAAACAGUCAGACUCCUUCGUCUGCUGCGGCUUCUCCAGAAGAUGGACCGCUACUCUCAGCACAGCACGGUGGUACUGACGCUGCUGAUGUCCAUGUUCGCGCUGCUGGCCCACUGGAUGGCCUGCAUCUGGUACAUUAUCGGCAAAAUGGAGAUGGAAGCCAAUUCCUACAACUGGGACAUCGGUUGGCUGCACGAGCUGGGGAAGCGGCUGGAGUCGCCCUACUACACCAUAGGCAGCCUGAACGGGACCAGCAGUGGACCCUCCAUCCGGAGCGUCUACGUGGCCUCCCUCUACUUCACCCUCAGCAGUCUGACCAGCGUGGGCUUCGGCAACGUGUCGGCCAACACCGACGCCGAGAAGAUCUUUUCUAUUUGUGUCAUGCUCAUAGGAGCACUGAUGCACGCGCUGGUGUUUGGAAAUGUGACGGCCAUCAUCCAGAGGAUCUACUCGCGCUGGUCCCAGUACCACACCAGAACCAAAGACCUCAAGGACUUCAUCCGAGUCCAUCACCUGCCGCAGAGCCUGAAGCAGCGAAUGUUGGAGUAUUUCCAGACAACCUGGUCAGUCAACAAUGGCAUCGACUGUAACGAGCUCUUGAAGGACUUCCCCGAUGAGCUUCGCUCCGACAUCACCAUGCACCUUAACAAGGAGAUCCUGGAGCUCUCGCUCUUCGCCGCCGCCAGCCGCGGCUGCCUGCGCUCUCUGUCGCUGCACAUCAAGACGACCUUCUGCGCCCCUGGGGAGUACCUCCUCAGGCAGGGCGACGCUCUGCAGGCCAUCUUCUUUGUGUGCUCCGGCUCCAUGGAGGUGCUGAAGGACGGCAUGGUGCUGGCCAUCCUCGGUAAAGGGGACCUGAUUGGGGCCAACCUGUCCUUAGAUGACCGAGUAAUAAAAACCAAUGCAGAUGUGAAGGCGCUGACCUACUGUGACCUGCAGUGCAUUAACCUGAAGGGGCUCUACGAAGUGCUGGACCUCUACCCCGAGUACUCCACACAUUUUGUGCAGGAUAUCCAGCAAGACCUCACCUACAACCUGAGAGAGGGCCAUGAGACACAUGUGAAAGCCCGGCUGUCUUCAACCCCCCUGGACGCACAGCCCGGCGUGAAGCGAAAUGGGCGGCUGGGGCAGGGAUAUCCGUCCAUCAUCGAGGCUCCAGAGGAACACGAGGAAGAUGAGAAGGAUGAAGAUGUGACCAUCUCUGUAUCCCUGCCGUCGGAGCAGAACCGAGUGGUGCACCUCCGGGACGCUGGUGCGACGUCUCCGCUGAGACGACCGGCCCGGAAGACCACGGGAGAGAUUUCCAGGAGCCCGCCGGCCCGGAACACCCAGGGAAUCACACUCACUGCGUUGGACCCGUCCAACCUCAGCCCGAGGAUAGUCGACGGCACAGAGGACAGUGAACAGCCAGAAAGCUUCUCCUUCCCCCAGCCCCGAGGUUGCCCAGCUACAGAACCAUCCAGUGCCUCAGCCGCCCUGACAGGUUCCCCCUGCAGACAGGACGGACGGAAGCAAGGCGAUGAAGCAGGCUUUUCAUGACCUGCUGUUUUGUGUUCCAGAUGCGCCGCAUGUCAGCAACGCAGAGCUCGCAGCUAAAGCGGAAGAAACUCGAGGUCAGCUGCGACACCUCAACCAGCAGGUGAACUCUCUGGAGAGCGAGGUGGCCGACCUGGGACAGCUGAUGAGGAGGAUGUCCCAGCUCAUGGAGG